UCCCCCAUGAUGCAACGCAAACCUAGCUUAUCUUGUGCUUCCUGUUAGCUGUGGAAUAUAGCGGACGAGCGGUCAAAAAUACAUUGAUGUACGACUUAAACUGACCAAAGAGUUCGAAUUAGCGUGUUUCUCUGGAGCUGCUGAGGUCGAUAUCUAGACGAUAAAAUGAUCCGAUUCAUCCUGAUCCAGAAUCGAGCCGGGAAAACACGACUGGCCAAGUGGUACAUGCAGUUCGACGACGAUGAGAAGCAGAAGUUGAUCGAAGAAGUCCACGCAGUGGUGACCGUGCGGGACGCCAAGCACACCAACUUUGUGGAGUUCAGGAACUUCAAGAUCAUCUACCGGCGCUACGCCGGCCUCUACUUCUGCAUCUGUGUGGACGUGACGGAUAACAACCUGGCAUACCUCGAGGGAAUCCAUAACUUUGUGGAGGUGCUGAAUGAGUAUUUCCACAACGUGUGUGAGCUCGACCUCGUGUUCAACUUCUACAAGGUCUACACGGUGGUGGACGAGAUGUUCCUGGCAGGGGAGAUCCGGGAGACCAGUCAGACCAAGGUCCUGAAGCAGCUUCUCAUGCUGCAGUCGCUGGAGUAGGAGCCCGAGUCUGGAGUCCUCGCUCACAUACAGAAUAGAAUCAUAUAUUGUUUACAUUUAAAUCUAUGUAAUCUGGACGUGCAAAGUCGCUAUAUUCUGUAUCUGUUAACAGACAUUUCAACUCUAAUGAUCGACUUUAUAUUUGUUGUGAGAAAAAGUAUGAAAGAGUGACCGCCCCCAAAACCUCUACCCCCCUCCGAAUCCUCAUGUUCUUUGACAAACAAGCACCAGAUUAAAUUGAAAAGCCCUCAGUGUGAGUAGCCGUGAUCCCACACUGAUGUCAUGUCGAGCCUGCAGAACCACCUGAGAGCUCUUCAGAGUCCUGGACCCUGGAGCUCAUGAUGGAGCAGUUUGACCGACCUGAGCCAUGUCACACCACUAACUCGGACUAUGUCAGGGCGUUUCAGGUCAUCCGGAUUAUUCCCUAUAAUCUGCUUAAAACAGGUAUUUCUGUGGAGUCAGUGUUGAAUAGUGUCAUUCCAGAGGUUGUUACGUCAGUGGUUUGAAUCACUUUGAAGUCGAAACAAACGGAUGUUUUGUUUUUAGAUUAAGGCAUUCUAUACGUUCUGUCAGUGUGUGGAUGAUAUUUGAGUGUUGUUCCAUCAUCAUGUCUCAGUACGUGUAAAUAAAUGAACAAGUGAAGUCAAAA
Messenger RNA from Synchiropus splendidus (mandarinfish), 1243 nucleotides. It is a transcript of the gene ap2s1, whose product is annotated as adaptor related protein complex 2 subunit sigma 1. Gene Ontology annotation, cellular component: membrane coat; intracellular membrane-bounded organelle; AP-2 adaptor complex. Gene Ontology annotation, molecular function: clathrin-cargo adaptor activity. Lineage: Eukaryota; Metazoa; Chordata; Actinopteri; Syngnathiformes; Callionymidae. The record is from RefSeq and is a predicted model, not a curated record. The transcript is spliced from 5 exons. Gene Ontology annotation, biological process: clathrin-dependent endocytosis; intracellular protein transport. The coding region runs from base 166 to 594 and encodes 142 amino acids.